AUGAACGAUAUACCACUGGAAAGGGUGAAGUCUGUGGAUUCGUUUCAAGCAUUUGAUCGAUGUGUUGACGCUCAUUGCUAUAUUCGUGCUGCUAGCAUUUUUUCGAGCUUGGCUGCAGCACAUGGGCCAAGAGCGAAGAAAGCGCCAACAGCACAGUCUAUAAUCUUAUUUUCGAGCCAUAUACCAACAGCGCGACAACAUCAGUCUUUAUCACAAUACCAAGAAGAUUAUGAUCUUAAAAAGCAAGAGAAAAUAAAGUAA
Messenger RNA from Plasmopara halstedii, 261 nucleotides. RefSeq lists its product as uncharacterized. The record is from RefSeq and is a predicted model, not a curated record. The coding region runs from base 1 to 261 and encodes 86 amino acids. NCBI's taxonomy places the organism in Eukaryota, Oomycota, Peronosporomycetes, Peronosporales, Peronosporaceae. The transcript has 5 exons.